GGUAUUAGGUAUUGCCAUGGUGCGGUUUUAUAUACAGAAAGGAACACAUAGAGGCUUAUUCAGAAGCGUUCAAAAGACGCUUAAAUUUUUCCAGACAUUUGCUUUGCUUGAGGUAGUCCACUGUGCAGUUGGAAUAGUUCGCACAUCUGUGCUUGUGACUGGGGUCCAAGUGAGUUCAAGAAUCUUCAUGGUGUGGUUCAUUGCGCAUAGUAUAAAACAGAUCCAGAAUGAGGAGAGCGUUAUUCUUUUUCUGGUCGUAUGGACUGUGACAGAGAUUACUCGAUAUUCCUUCUACACAUUCAACCUGCUCAACCAUUUGCCAUACUUCAUUAAAUGGGCCAGAUACAACUUUUUUAUCAUUUUGUAUCCUGCUGGAGUUGCAGGUGAACUGCUAACCAUAUAUGCUGCUUUACCCUAUGUGAAGAAAACAGGAAUGUUUUCACUGAGACUUCCCAACAAAUAUAAUGUCUCCUUUGACUACUAUUACUUCCUUAUUAUUGUCAUGUUCUCCUAUGUGCCAUUAUUUCCACAACUCUACUUCCACAUGCUGCGGCAGAGAAGAAGGGUACUUCAUGGAGAAGUGAUUGUGGAAAAGGACGAUUGAAUCAAGAUGUGUAACUAUGGUGCUUUUAAUGGAAAUGGGAAAAAAAAAAAGAGGGUAAAAAACCAAAACUUCCUGUGAUUUUUCUGAGUCCAAGUUUUAAAACAUGGAACAAGAAUAAACAACUGUGCAU
Molecule: messenger RNA, 734 nt
Organism: Charadrius vociferus (killdeer)
Lineage: Eukaryota; Metazoa; Chordata; Aves; Charadriiformes; Charadriidae
Gene: HACD1
Product: protein tyrosine phosphatase-like (proline instead of catalytic arginine), member A
Exons: 6
Coding region: 17-604 (195 amino acids)
Biological process (GO): fatty acid elongation; dephosphorylation; sphingolipid biosynthetic process
Cellular component (GO): endoplasmic reticulum membrane
Molecular function (GO): phosphatase activity; 3-hydroxyacyl-CoA dehydratase activity
Source: RefSeq, a predicted model, not a curated record